This is a messenger RNA of Pisolithus orientalis, 1122 nucleotides long. Its product is annotated as ATP-NAD kinase-like domain-containing protein. Gene Ontology annotation, biological process: sphingosine biosynthetic process. The coding region runs from base 1 to 1122 and encodes 373 amino acids. Gene Ontology annotation, cellular component: membrane; cytoplasm; intracellular membrane-bounded organelle. The transcript has 2 exons. The record is from RefSeq and is a predicted model, not a curated record. NCBI's taxonomy places the organism in Eukaryota, Fungi, Basidiomycota, Agaricomycetes, Boletales, Pisolithaceae.
AUGUCCGCUGCAGUCCUCGUACUGUACAAUCCAGUCUCUGGAGACAGCACUGCAAAGGAAUUCUUCCAGAACCAUGUCCUUCCACGCCUCGACAGUAGUGGCAUAGAGCCUUCGGCCAUCGUGGCUACGGAACACGCUGGUCAUGCGGGCACCGUUGUCACCGACUUCCUUCAAAAACAUCGAGGGGAAGUCGUCGUCGUCCUUGGCUCCGGAGACGGUACGCUUCACGAGGUCGUAAAUGCGCUGUCAGGCCAUGUAUUCGACACCGCUCGUACAAUAACCUUCGCCCUUGUUCCAUGCGGAACCGCCAAUGCGCUAUUCUCAUCCCUCUUCCCGCCCACUUCAGAAAGCCCCGCUGUCGCGCACAAACUAUUAUCUUUGGAUGCUUUUAUCGCUCGUUCAAAGCCAAAGCCGCUGACCUUGGCACGAACUACUCUUUAUGAGGGACCCACCCAACAGAUCCCCUGUCACAGCACUAUUUCGGUUGUCGUCACGUCUGCAGCACUCCAUGCUUCCAUACUGGAAGAUUCGGAACUGCUGCGCAAAGAAAUUCCUGGCAUAGAGCGCUUCAAAGUCGCAGCCCAGCAGAAUAUAGCUCGAUGGUACCAGAGUCGGGUCAAACUCUUCCCCUUGUCGUCGACUGGUGUCGUUCAAGUCUACGACGCCAAUAUGAAAGCACUCGUGCCUCACAAAGGUCCAUUAGACUUGUCUGGCCCGUUUGCGUAUUUCUUAUCGACGGUCAACGUGGAUCGCCUGGAACCUGCAUUCCGUAUUACUCCUCAGUUCUCAACAGAACCGCCACAGGGUGCAUCACUAGAUGUUGUGGUCGUUCGACCACAGCGUGAUCCAGUGUUCAGGUCUGAUACCCCUCAAACAAGAGAGGCAUUUGCGGCGAAGGCAUACGCCGUUCUCAUGGCAGCUUAUCAAGACGGUAAUCACAUACGUUUGAGGUACAAGGAAAGUGGGGAUAUCUGCGAGGAUAGCGAUGGACCAACAGUGGUGGAGUAUUUCCGUUGCGGUAGUUGGGAGUGGAUACCCCGGGAAGUGGAUGAGAAGGCCCGCCUUGUCUGCUCAGAUGGUUCGAUUCUCAAGAUAGCCGAAGGAAGGCAAGGCUUUCUGUGA